Messenger RNA from Sinocyclocheilus anshuiensis, 1837 nucleotides. Its product is annotated as beta-2-syntrophin-like. The transcript has 7 exons. The coding region runs from base 153 to 1706 and encodes 517 amino acids. The record is from RefSeq and is a predicted model, not a curated record. Gene Ontology annotation, molecular function: structural molecule activity; protein binding. Lineage: Eukaryota; Metazoa; Chordata; Actinopteri; Cypriniformes; Cyprinidae. Gene Ontology annotation, cellular component: intracellular anatomical structure; synapse; dystrophin-associated glycoprotein complex.
UGAUCACAAAUUCCAGCCGCUGCGGAAAUAUACCGAUGUUUUAACUUAUUUAACAUACAUAAAAUCUGUUCCUCUUCCUUCCUCUGGGGAAAUGCGCGUGUAAGUGGGUGUGUCGAGUGAGUUUAAACUUUAUGAUGAGUUAAAGUUUGAUCAUGGCCGUGUGGACCCGCGCGGAAAAACAGGGUCAUCUGGACCUGCUGCUGAGUGAUCGCUGGGUUCGGGUCUCUGCGGAACUCACACGGGACACUCUCACACUGACGGCGGAGGGCGAGCCGAGCGGGCCAGCGGGCUAUUCGGAGGACAACUCGCAUUUAAGAAAUGGCGUUUCUAAUGGCAACGAACAGAACCGAGAUGUUUAUCAGAACCGCGGGCAAUACGACAGUCCGGGUCGGGUCAACGGGUCCGACUCGGAGUCCAGCGGUUAUUGUGACCCGGAGGGGGUUCGGAGGGUCCGGAUAGUCAAACAGGACUCCGGCGGACUGGGGAUCAGUAUUAAAGGGGGACGGGAGAACCGUAUGCCCAUCCUCAUAUCAAAGAUCUUCCCCGGUUUGGCGGCGGAUCAGAGUCGAGCCCUUCGGGUCGGCGACGCGAUCCUGUCCGUCAACAGCAGCGACCUCCGCGAUGCCACGCACGACGCGGCGGUGCAGGCGCUGAAGAAGGCUGGGAAGGAGGUGACGCUGGAGGUAAAGUACAUCAGGGAGGUGUCUCCGCUCUUUAAGAAGUCCUCUAUGAGUGCAGAUCUGCCUUGGGAUGGGCGUCUUCAGUCUCCAAACCUCAGCAGUGGGGACGAGUCGCCCAAGAGCAGUAUAACCCGUGACAGAAAGGUCAUCCCGCUCAAAAUGAGCUUCAUCAGCCGAAACCUCACCAUGCCUGACCUGGAAAACAGGUUGCUAGAGCUUCACUCUCCGGACGGCCAGCACACUGUAGUGUUGCGGUGUAAAGACGGGGCCUCUGCUCACUCCUGGUUCACGGCCAUUCACACAAAUGUUGCUGCCCUAUUGCCACAGAUGAUGGACCACAUCAACUCUUUCUUGUGCAAUCCCAGCGCUAACACACACUGCACACUCAAACACAUCGGCUGGCUGGCAGAGCAGCUGGAGCUGGAUGGUGGGCGGCAUCAGUACAGACGAGUGCUUAUGGCGCUCACAGAGAAAGACCUCCUGCUGUUCCAGUCAGUGCCGUGGACAUAUGAGAGCUGGUCCUCACCUCUCCUGACCCAUCCACUGCUCGCUACACGGCUGGUUCACUCGGGCAGCGUGCGCAGCUCUCCGGCUCUGGGUGGAGAUCUGGUGUUCGCCACACGUACAGGCACAGGUCGAGGCAUCGAGUCUCAUGUGUUUCGUGUGGAGACACACUGGGAUCUGUCCACAUGGACACGUGCACUGGUGCAGGGCGGACAUCUGGCUGCUGAGCUCAUCAAAGAGGUGUCCAUAGGCUGUGUGUUGAACAGACAGGAAGUGCGUCUGAUCCUGCAUUAUGACAGAGGGUUCACUGUGAAGCGGGAAUCUGGCGAAUCCGUGCUCUUUCACUUCCCCUAUGAGCGGCUCAAGAUGUCCGCAGACGAUGGAGUUAGGAAUCUCUACCUGGACUUCGGUGCUCCAGAGGGCGAGAUGGUGUUUGAGCUUCACUCAGGGCCGAAGCCUGUGGUCUUUGUGCUUCAUUCGUUUCUCUCAGCGAAACUGGCUCGUUUGGGACUGCUCACAUAGGAUCAACAGGAAAUGAUGGAGGUUCAUUUAUUUCAUUGAUUUAUUGACAACUAGUAUUUUACUCAAGAAGUGUUUUCAUAGUUCUACUUCUCUUCUAGCUAACACAUUUGUUCAGUGGGUGUGUGUGUGUG